ACAAAUAAUUAUAUACCACCAAAAAUUUGGCGUUUUUUACCAGCUGGAGAUGAACUUGUUGAUGUAAUGGGUAGUCGUGAUCUUGACUCCCCGUUGACACAACGUGAGGUAGAUGCUGUGAAUGAAUGGUUAUCAACAGAUAAGGCAUGGCAUAUAAUGCGUGAUAGUGAAUAUCAUUAUCAUGAAAUGCUUGGUGGUCUGUGGGGUUUUCGCCCUGCAUUAGAUCGAACAUUUUCGAGACAAUUACUACGAAAAAUGGUCAAUCGUACCCUAAUUACUAUGUAUCAUACAAACGGUGAUCAAGAUUUUUUAAAAGAACAUGUAUGGCCUUAUAUUCAAGAUAAUUUUAUUGCGCAUGACAGUUAUAAAUGUAAUACAUCGUAUGGAAAAAACUCUCAACCAUGGCCAUCACGACGACCAGUAGUGAAUAGUACGUUUAAUAAUUGUUUCGUUGGAUGUGUUCGUAAGUGUUGUGAACCGUAUGCUUUCACACUUAAAGAAUGUCCAUUGGAAUGUCGGCCAAAAAAUCAUCCAGAUUGGUUAUGGUGUUAG
Messenger RNA from Adineta steineri, 552 nucleotides. NCBI's taxonomy places the organism in Eukaryota, Metazoa, Rotifera, Eurotatoria, Adinetida, Adinetidae. The record is from the annotation of a GenBank genome assembly.